CAUUUUGGUUGCAACCACAUUAUUCAGUGGUGGAAAGUCGUUGCGUGCAGUCAUCCCACAAGCCGAACUUUGUUUUGUGAAAACCAAACUAGCCGCGAACUAAACUAAAUCCGUGCUACCAUGGCCUUCAAGUAUCUGAUCUUCGCCUCGGCCCUGUGCCUCAGUCUGGCCUAUCCGCUAGAGCACCAGUACUACGAGGAGAGCCACGGCUACGAGCACCUGGCCCACCACGAGCCGGAGCCUGUCCAUGAGUACGGACACCACCAGAUCGAGCGCAUCUCCCUGGGCGAGGAGCAUGGACACCACGAGACCCCACACUACGAGGUACACCCCCACGAGGAUGAGCACGUGGACUACUAUGCUCCUCCCAAGUACGCCUUCAAGUACGGAGUGAAUGACUUCCACACCGGCGAUGUCAAGUCCCAGCACGAGACCCGUGACGGCGACACCGUCAAGGGACAGUACUCUCUGGUGGAGCCCGACGGUUCCAUCCGCACCGUGGACUACACCGCCGACAAGCACAAUGGCUUCAACGCCGUGGUCCACAAGACCGCCCCUGUGCACCACCACGAGGAGCUGCACGAGCACCACUACUAAGAGGACUCACCGUGCACUAGAGUUAGCCAAAUUGCUCAUCAGUCGAAGGAAGGGAGGAGAAAGACGGCGAGGAGGAGGAAGGAGAAGGAUUAGAAACGAUCGACCAUGGAAUCAGCUUCAUAUCUCGUAAUUAGGACAUCAGCACACACUGUGGACCGCGGGCCGUGUAGACUCUUGCAGCCCGGGGCCAUGCCUACUUCAUUAACAUUUUGUAUAUUGUAUUUUAUUCUGUGAUAGCGAAUAACUUCUACGUGUUUCUUCCGCUUUCAACUGAUCCUUAGUCACUGCCUGCUCAGACGAAUUUACUCGAUUCACUCGACUGUAAUCUGUAAUCUUUAAACUUAAAUCUUAAAACUUUAAUCUGUAAUCUGUAAUGUAUACUUAUGACUUCUCGUAAAACUUGUUGCAGAGAUCGAACGAAUUGUAAAUUGUGUAAUAAAGUGUGAAUUAUGUACUUUUUAUAAAAUCAAAA
Drosophila bipectinata is the source of this 1069-nucleotide messenger RNA. RefSeq names its product Cuticular protein 66Cb (gene Cpr66Cb). Lineage: Eukaryota; Metazoa; Arthropoda; Insecta; Diptera; Drosophilidae. Gene Ontology annotation, cellular component: extracellular matrix. The record is from RefSeq and is a predicted model, not a curated record.